AUGGGAAGGUGUAUCCCCUUAGCUAAGGAGUUCAUCUCUAGCUUGCUUCAGAAAAAUCCCAGCGAUCGUCCAAGCGCUUUGGAGGCAUCCAAGAGCGAAUGGAUCAGAACCUUCGUGACCAUACAGGAACCCAAGCCUGAUUUGAUAGACUCGGGCCUGCUGGAGAUCCUUUGCCAAUUCGCGAAGGAGAGCGACGUGAAGCGAGCGGCCCUCAGCCUCGUAGCCUUCAGUAUCAAUCCCAAGGUCGUCUGCGAUGCUCUAGCUGACGAGUUCCGUUCACUCGACUUUGACGAGUCUGGCACAAUACGUCUGGGGGAUCUCACCAAGGCCCUUACGGAGCGGCUCGGGUUAGAUGCUGUGGAAGCGGAAAAGAUCUUCCGAAAGCUCGACCAAACUGGCGACGAAGAAAUCCAUUAUUCGGAAUUCCUCGCAGCGUGUUUGCAACAUCGUAUCACAUUGACAGAGCAAGACGUUCGGGAUGCUUUCUAUCGUCUCGAUGUGGACAACUCGGGCGUUAUCUCGCUGAGUAACCUGCGUAAUGUCCUGGGUGAUCGCUUCUGUGGAACUAGAGUGGAGGAUCUCAUCAAAGAGGCUGAUGCCAACAAUGAAGGGUAUAUCACAUACGAGUCCUUCAGGCAUACUUUAUUGGACUCGAAAGACGGCGGCUCAUUCACCUUCA
This is a messenger RNA of Perkinsus marinus ATCC 50983, 679 nucleotides long. Its product is annotated as calmodulin-domain protein kinase, putative. Gene Ontology annotation, molecular function: calcium ion binding. The record is from RefSeq and is a predicted model, not a curated record. The transcript is spliced from 3 exons. The annotation marks the transcript as partial. Lineage: Eukaryota; Perkinsozoa; Perkinsida; Perkinsidae.